Messenger RNA from Symbiodinium sp. CCMP2456, 475 nucleotides. The record is from the annotation of a GenBank genome assembly. Lineage: Eukaryota; Dinophyceae; Suessiales; Symbiodiniaceae.
GAUGUUUGAAACGGUGAAUAUGAUCCUGCUCUUCCUCCUAACCUUGAUGGCUAUGGAGGCACCCGAGCCAACCCAUCAAUGGGACUAUGAGAAGGAGACCGAACCGACCCUGGCACGGGUUGCCAUGUUCUUCUUUUCCAUCUCCCAGCCGCUGUCGUUAGGUGUAGCCAUCCUCUACUGGACCCUCCUGCGACCGAUUUGGGACGUUCUGGCCGGAGAGGAGGAGUGGCCCGCCUAUCUGCCUCUCUUCGCGCACGGUAUCGACACCAUCCUUAUGCUCAUCACGUUCUUUGCCUGUCGCAUCCCGUUCACGUGCUCCCAUGCCGGCUGGGUCGCCAUCUUCGCCGUGCUCUACGGGGUCUUGACCUACCUGCACCAUGUGCUUCGAAUCGGUCGGUGGAAAGGCUGUGAUGCAUACGAAGAUCCGCGUGACUGCCCCAUCUACAGUGUGAUCGACUGGAACAAGCCCGAUGAG